AUGCAUAUUUAAGACCAAAACCAAGUAACCAACUUCAACAAACCACAUCAAUAUACACUUCAAUCACAAAUUUCAGAAUCCUUAAUUCAAAUCCUUCUUUACUGUAGUCUUUUUUCAGUCCUAGCUAGAUGCUGCCACCAUCCUCAAUUUUGUGCAAGACAAAGAAGCAUUCCAUGUUUUGGUAUGCGACCGUUUUGCUCACCUUGACACCAACCAUGAUGGCCUCCUUUCAUAUGCCGAGAUGUUGAAAGAGCUGCAGUGUUUGAGAGUGUUCGAGACGCAUUUUGGAAUCGAUGUUAAACCCGAGCCAAGCGAACUGGCUCGAGUUUAUGAAUCGCUGUUUGAUCAGUUUGAUCAUGACUCAAAUGGGACGGUUGAUCUGGAGGAGUUCGAGGCUGAAACAGAGAGAAUGCUAGUUGCUGUGGCUAUCGGGUUGGGAUUCUUGCCAAUUCAAAUGGUGUUGGAAGAGGACAGCUUCCUUAAGAAAGCAGUUGAUCGAGAAUUCAUGACUAAAGUGGCUGCUUGAAAGUCUUAUGCAAUUUUGCAUUUUAUGUUUUUGGGUGUUUGUUUUUGUUUGUUUAAUUUUAUAUAGUCAUGUACUAAUUAAUGAAAUUGGAAUUGUCUUGUUAUCUGGGU
This is a messenger RNA of Ziziphus jujuba (common jujube), 636 nucleotides long. RefSeq lists its product as uncharacterized. The coding region runs from base 242 to 526 and encodes 94 amino acids. The record is from RefSeq and is a predicted model, not a curated record. NCBI's taxonomy places the organism in Eukaryota, Viridiplantae, Streptophyta, Magnoliopsida, Rosales, Rhamnaceae. The transcript has a single exon. Gene Ontology annotation, molecular function: calcium ion binding.